AUGUGUGUAUCCAUACAGAUAACGGUCCAGCUCGAUGAGAUCCUUCGGUACACGACUUUACUGUUUUAUCAUCUGCCUCUUAUUCCCCUCUUAGUUUGUUCUUGCAUCUCGUCUGUGCGUCCGUUUCGCAACAAUGACGAGGUUGACGGUCGUUCAGCGGGUAACACAAGCAGGACGCCGCGCCCUGCCGGUGUGGAGAGUCCCAAGGACCGGGGAGUGAACACCUUCGUCAUGAUGGCAGGCCAUCACGCCUCGAGAUCUUGUAGAACGCACCAUGCGACAACUUGCCUCCAAGUAUCACGGCAACACGUCGCAUCAAACGACCGAAGUUUCCAAAGAUUCAACCAACAAGGGGCUGUGGUGAGGUUCUCCGGUCAUGAUGGCUGGAACCCCAACAGUCACGGCCGCCACUUCAUGCAGGCGGCUCAAUUCGGCAUCCACACUCCUGCUGUCAAGGAGUUCACGUCGCACACCCAAGCAAGUCGUUCGCCAACAUGCGGCAAGCGGGCACGGCGUGAAAUUGCGGUUGCUAUAGAUCAUAUGUGA
Messenger RNA from Pseudomassariella vexata, 546 nucleotides. RefSeq lists its product as uncharacterized. The record is from RefSeq and is a predicted model, not a curated record. Lineage: Eukaryota; Fungi; Ascomycota; Sordariomycetes; Amphisphaeriales; Pseudomassariaceae. The coding region runs from base 1 to 546 and encodes 181 amino acids. The transcript has 3 exons.